AUGGCUUUCAUUCGACAUUCUCUCAUUAAACUUGCGCCGGUAUCAACAAAAUCUAUUUUAACAGUACAAAAACGUUUUUAUUUAUUACUUCAUGAAUAUGUUUCCAUGGGAUUACUUGAAGAAGCUGGAAUACGUGUACCAAAAUUUCGCAUGGCUCAAACAGUCGAUCAAGCCUAUCAAAUAGCUUCAAGUCAAGAACUUGGUAAUGAUCUUGUUAUUAAAGCUCAGAUUCUUGCUGGUGGUCGAGGUAGAGGAACAUUUGAUAGUGGAUUGAAAGGUGGUGUAAAAAUGAGUUUUUCACCUGAUGAAGCAAAACAAGUUGCAUCUAAAAUGCUUGGUCAUCGUUUAUAUACAAAACAAACAGGUCGUGAAGGAAAACCUGUUAAUCAUAUCAUUCUAUGUGAAAAAUUAUUUACACGACGAGAAUAUUACUUUGCAAUGGCAUUAGAACGACGUUUUGAUGGUCCUGUAAUUAUAACAUCAACUCAAGGUGGUACACAUAUUGAAGAGAUUGCUGCUGAUCAUCCUGAAGCUAUCAUUCAUCAUCCAAUUGAUAUUGUUACUGGUCUUGAACGUAAAGAUGCAUUGAGUAUAGCAGAAAGACUUGGUUUUCGUAAUGAAGCUCUUCAAGAAGCAGCUGAUACAAUGAUGAAAUUAUAUAAUUUAUUUAUUACGAAAGAUAUUGUUCUUUUAGAAAUUAAUCCAUUAACUGAAGGAUCUGAUGGAAAAAUCUAUUGUAUGGAUUGUAAGAUUAAUGUUGAUGAUAAUUCAGAAUAUCGUCAACAUGCUGUAUUUGAUCACAAAGAUAAUGCACAAAAAGAUUGGCGUGAUGUUAAAGCUGAAGAAGCUAAUUUAAAUUAUAUUGGUCUUGAUGGUGAAAUUGGAUGUCUUGUUAAUGGUGCUGGUUUAGCUAUGGCUACAAUGGAUAUAAUUAAAUUACAUGGUGGUAAUCCAGCUAAUUUUCUUGAUGUUGGUGGUGGUGCUUCAGCUGCACAAGUUAAAAAUGCAUUUGAAUUAAUUACUGCUGAUCCACGAGUACAAGCUGUGUUUGUCAACAUAUUUGGAGGUAUUAUGAGAUGUGAUGUUAUUGCUCAGGGUAUUGUUGCAGCUGCUAAAGAACUUAAAUUGACUAUACCAAUUGUUGUACGAUUACAAGGUACAAGAGUUGAUGAUGCUAAAGCAAUUAUUGCUUCCAGUCAAUUGAAAAUACUUCCUUGUGAUGAUCUUGAUGAUGGUGCUCGAUUAGUAGUGAAACUAGCAGAGAUUGUUAGUUUGGCUCGAUCGGCUUCGAUUGCUGUUCAAUUUGAAUUACCAAUUUAA
This is a messenger RNA of Rotaria sp. Silwood1, 1320 nucleotides long. Lineage: Eukaryota; Metazoa; Rotifera; Eurotatoria; Philodinida; Philodinidae. The record is from the annotation of a GenBank genome assembly.